AUGGAUUCAAGCGAGCUUAACAACAGAGAUUACGACGAGGUUGCUGAUUUUCCAGGCAGAUUGGGCGAAAUACGCACUAGUGGAACGACCAGGAGGUCAUCCGGGAAUAAGACGCGUUCUACUUCGUCAAUAGAUGCAGCUAUUGAUGGACGCAUAUCAAUUGAUGAUGUACUCGAGCUGAAGGAGCGAAUGACUGAGAAUGAAAACAAACUAAAUUCAAUUUCUCACACAAACACACAGAUUAUGAAGAUACUCACUAGCCUGCAAAACUCUAUGGAGCAUAUGCGAGUUGAAAAUAGCUGUUUGAAAGACGAAAUUGUUCGCUUAUCCGAACAAGCUGCAUUAGCGAGACGAUUGCCAUCACCAGCUACUGUAUCUCAUAUGCCCGGAAACCAUAUCGUUGAAAGGGCUCACUCAGUUGGCUUGGAACGCGGUGAACGCAUCGGACGACCGCCAAUAGAAGAAUCAAGAAUAACGAAGCGACACGGAAGUAUUAGUGGUUCUACGCCUGGAUACUCGAGAAUGGUUCCUAGUGGGAGAAUGAGCGCAGAAAAUCAUAGAGAACGAGACGAUUCCAGAGAUGCUUCUCGGGAAAAGUUGCGUUCACGCGAAAGAAACUUCGAUUCGAACGAUUACGCUACGAUAACCCCUGCUCCUCAAGUUGUGGCAUCCAAGGUGCAGGAAGCAUUCAGCGAAUCAGUCUUUCCUGACAAUUUAAUUCGAGAAACUGAGAAUCUCACCGUGGCGAUUCGAGCGUUACUCACAGAUGCACAACAUAAACAACUUCAUGGACGCUCUAGUGAUCAUGCUCACAAGAUUGCCACUCUCAUCAACCAUAUAAUUUGCUUGAUUCCUCGCGAUCAGCGUAUGGGUAAAACGGAACAGGCCGUAACGGGCCUCAUGGAUGCUACUAUGGCAAGUCCAAUGAUUCACGGACCUGGAAAAACCAGGACAAAUUUUUCUAGAAAAAAAAUACGUUUGCUGUCUCCUACCUUUAUUAUAGAUCCUCAGUGCAAAAUGCAAUGCGCCAAUCUUGGACGCUGA
Strongylus vulgaris is the source of this 1044-nucleotide messenger RNA. The record is from the annotation of a GenBank genome assembly. Lineage: Eukaryota; Metazoa; Nematoda; Chromadorea; Rhabditida; Strongylidae.